This is a messenger RNA of Dermacentor albipictus, 900 nucleotides long. NCBI's taxonomy places the organism in Eukaryota, Metazoa, Arthropoda, Arachnida, Ixodida, Ixodidae. The record is from RefSeq and is a predicted model, not a curated record.
CUGGCACGUCGUAUCCCUCAAAAAACAUUUCCACACUGUCAGCAUACUCGCUUGGAAAUGAAAAAUUGUGUACUUACGUGCUUGGUGUACAGCGCACUAAUGAUCGGUAGCAGCCGGGAGGAGUUGGUACAGAACAGCAUCACAGUAUAUCCCAGAGUUCUCGAGGACAGAGAAGGCAACUCCGAAAAAAUUCUCCUCAUACAUGAAGGCCACUCUCUUAAAUUAACGAAAGCUUCAGUGCUGUCAGAGAGAGUGUUGCUGCAAUAUGGAACAAAUGAUGGCGUCAUCGACCGCUAUAUUGAUGGAAAGUAUUAUGAGAGACACCUUUACCAGGACUCUGAAAAACAGGCAGCAUUACUAGUGAGACCUCAAGUGACAGGUGAUUACCACAUUAGUGGGCUGGUAAACGCUUCGCAUAUGAUUGAGCCGUUGACAACCUCGGAGAGAUCACUAUCUGGAGGGACCCCGCACAAGUUAUCAAGGUUAAACUUAUUCGAAGGAAGCCGUCACAUGACAAGAACCCGACGCACAUGGAUGUAUCCAUGGAUGAAGCCCCAUAAGAAAGAAACCCCACUAACACUGCCGAAAAACUUCACCAUCGAGAUGGUGUUCAUCAGUGACUCCACCCACUCCGAGAUGUUUCGUAACGACUCAGAGCACAUUGAUUACGUAAUUGUGUUCAUGCUCGGGGCCAGUCUUCGGCUUCAGCAGCUUAAUCCUCCAGGCUCUAUAUCCCUAACCUCAAUCCGACGUUUGAAUACCACACAAGACUACAUUUAUCUCAGCCUGUCACACGACAAAAAGCUUGUUGCCAUGAAAGCCGUGAGGAAAAUAGGAAAUCAUGCAAUAUUCGACCCAGUAUUGCGCGAUGCAGACGCAGUCUAUUUGACCACAAGGUAG